This is a messenger RNA of Prunus avium (sweet cherry), 1868 nucleotides long. NCBI's taxonomy places the organism in Eukaryota, Viridiplantae, Streptophyta, Magnoliopsida, Rosales, Rosaceae. The record is from RefSeq and is a predicted model, not a curated record.
AGUGCUCGUAUACAGACGGUGGUUUGCAUUCCUCUACUAGACGGCGUCGUCGAACUAGGCACCACAGAGAGGGUUCCAGAAGACAAUGCCUUGGUCCAACAUGUCAAAACCUUCUUCGUUGACCACAACCACCCUCCUCCCCCAAAACCCGCCCUCUCCGAGCACUCAACCUCCAACCCCGCUACGUCAUCCGACCACCCACAUUUCCACUCUCCUCACCUCCCCGCCAUGUGCACCGACCCUCCUCUCGACGCCGCCCAAGAAGACGAAGAAGAGGACGAGGAAGAGGAGGAUCAAGAGGAGGACGAGGAGGCAGAGUCAGACUCCGAAGCCGAAACGGGCCGCAACGGUCAGCCCGUUGCUCCAGGUCCAAACCCUCCAGCGGUUUCGGCCCCCGCAGCAGAGCCGAGCGAGCUCAUGCAGCUAGAGAUGUCCGAGGACAUCCGGCUAGGCUCUCCGGACGACGCGUCCAACAAUUUAGACUCGGAUUUCCACUUACUAGCAGUGAGCCAGUCUAGGGUUAACCCAGCCGAUCAGCAGCGCCAAGCUGACUCGUAUCGAGCUGAGUCGACUCGCCGGUGGCCGCCCGUACAAGAGCCACUCAGCAGCGGGCUCCAACCGCCACCCCAAGGACCAGUAGCAUUGGAGGAAUUGACACAUGAUGACACCCACUAUUCUGAAACAGUCUCCACCAUACUUCAAAGGCAGGCGACUAGGUGGACGGAUUCCUCGUUCACCGAUCACGUCGCCUACUCCACCCAAUCAGCAUUCGCCAAGUGGACGACUCGCGUCGAACACCACAUGCUCGUGCCAGUUGAGGGCACGUCCCAAUGGCUCCUUAAAUACAUCUUGUUCAGCGUUCCGUUCCUCCACACAAAAUACCGCGACGAGAACUCGCCAAAAUCUCACGAGGGCGAUGCCUCCACUCGGUUGAGGAAGGGGACCCCACAAGAUGAGCUCAGCGCCAAUCAUGUCCUGGCGGAACGGCGUCGUCGCGAGAAGCUUAAUGAGAGGUUCAUUAUCCUAAGGUCGCUAGUUCCCUUCGUGACCAAAAUGGACAAGGCUUCGAUAUUAGGGGACACCAUCGAGUACGUGAAGCAAUUGCGUAAGAAGAUUCAGGACCUUGAGGCACGUAAUGUGCAGAUGGAGGAUGAUCAACGAUCAAGAUCAUCCGGGGAAAUACACAGGUCAAGUAGUAUGAAAGAGUUGCGGAGCGGGCUCACGGUAGUGGAGCGGACCCGGGUUGGUCCACCAGGAUCGGAUAAAAGGAAGUUGAGGAUUGUGGAGGGAAGUGGUGGUGCGGCCGUUGCCAAGCCUAAAACGAUGGAGGAGUCACCACCUCCACCACCGCCACCACCACCACCACAACCAUCACCGACACCUAUGGUGAUGGGUACCUCUCUAGAGGUGUCGAUAAUCGAGAGUGACGGGUUGUUGGAGCUCCAAUGCCCGUAUAGAGAAGGGUUGUUGCUUGAUAUCAUGCAAACUCUAAGAGAGCUAAGAAUUGAGACCACAGUUGUCCAGUCCUCAUUGAAUAAUGGGUUCUUCGUAGCUGAGCUGAGGGCCAAGGUGAAGGAGAAUGUGAAUGGCAAGAAAAUAAGCAUUACGGAAGUGAAGAGGGUAAUAAAUCAAAUAAUUCCCCAAUCUGAUUCCUAGUAUCUUUUUAGUGCGUACGUAAUUAAGGAAUUUUGAGGGGAAAAUCAAGUAGCUCUAGCAGCAUCAGUACUGUACAAUAUUUAGAACACUUUUUUUUUUCUUCUUCUAAUGGGUGUUUAUUAUUUAUUCCCUUGUGUAAUCUAACAAAUGUAAUAUUUCUGUGACAUUCAACAUAAUCUUAAACAAGAACUCCAAAACCAGUUUAGUUUUGA